Messenger RNA from Saprolegnia diclina VS20, 3104 nucleotides. RefSeq lists its product as hypothetical. Lineage: Eukaryota; Oomycota; Saprolegniomycetes; Saprolegniales; Saprolegniaceae. Bases 22 to 3054 code for a protein of 1010 amino acids. The transcript has 4 exons. Gene Ontology annotation, molecular function: protein binding. The record is from RefSeq and is a predicted model, not a curated record.
CUCGAAGCGGCGCCAAGUGGAAUGGCACGACGGGUGCGGCCCCGCCCCGCGGCCGUGCCAACCAAAUCGUUGCUGGGAAAACCAGUGCAUGCCAAGACCACUGCAUUAAGCAACCAGUGUAAUAUCGAGCCGCUGGUUGCGCAGAGCCUGGCGUCUGGCACACUCGACCUUGCGGCUGCGGCCGACACGAUCGACGACGUGGCUCUCGUAGCAAUUGCGGGCCGCCUCGCGCCGCAUGCAGCGUCCAUGCACAACCUUGUGCUCUCUGGCUCGGAGCGCAUCUCAGCGAUUGGCAUGCGCUCGGUAGCCCACGCAUUGGGGAGCGAGCUUCGGCGACUGGUGUACGCACACGUGCCCGUGCAGCACGACGUCCUCAAAGUGCUCACCACGCGCAUUGAGGUGCUCGAAGACGUCGACUUUUCAUGUUCGCCCAACUUGUCUGGUGAAGCGAUCCGCGAGUUCAUUCCAUGCUGCAACCGAUCGCUGCGAAUAUGCAACCUCUCGUAUUGCCCCAUGGUCACUGACGAUGCACUGUGCUGGCUGGCGGGAACGAUCGGCGCUCAAGGUGGGCUCACGCAGUGCCGAAAGCUUCGGUCCCUGAAUUUGGCCCAAACCCUCGCCAUCACAGACCGAGGCCUAUGUGCACUUGCCGUCGGGUGCCGCGCACUGCAGUUUCUCAACCUCGAAGGACUCUUGCAUGUGACAGACAUUGGCUUGACGCAGCUUGCACGCGGCUGCAAGCAACUGCGGGUCGUCCAUCUCAAGCGCUGCGUUCAGGUUUCGGACAUUGGUGUCACCGCUCUUGGCAAGCACUGUCCCAAGCUCCAGAGUAUGAACCUUUGUGGCGUGGUGCUCUUGACAACGUCGGGGCUGACACAAUUGGUAUCCCAUGCGCGCGCGCUUCAGGUCCUGGAUGUCCAAGGUUGCAGCUUGCUAACAGAAGAAGCGCUAUGCAUUCUCGCCACGGCGCUGCCAGCUCUGCAGCACCUCAACGUGACGGGGUGUCAGCAAAUUACUGAAAACGGACUUCGAACUCUUGCGACGCACCUUCCGUUCGUGCAACUGGCGACGACCUUUCGAGGCCUCGAGCCGAAAACCAACGCCACGGAGCUCAAGUUUGCGCACCACAAGUCGACGAUUGCGCACUCGGCGGCCCUCCGCCUUCAGGCGUGGUACCGUGGGCACCUCGGGCGGCGCAUUGCAACCUCGUGGCGCCACGUCAUGGUUGAAACGCCCGCCGCUAACGUCAUUCGGCGCGCCUACUAUCGACAUCGGCUUCGGACCGAACUUGCGCGGCGCGUCGCUCACACCGAAUACAUUGCUCGCCUCGUGGCACGCAUCCAAGCACUUGUGCGAGGCGUCCUCGUGCGCACACGCAUCCAGCGCGAGCUCGAUGAAGCGUAUGCCCACACGGUCGCUACACGCGCGGCCAAGCGCAUUCAAACUCGCUUUCGUGGCUUUCGCAUUCGGCGACAAGUCAACCCUGUUAAUGUGGCCCUCGCGCGCAUGUACAUGCGCUUUGCCGAGGAGCGUCGAGCGCGAUGUGCCGUGCGCGUCCAGCGUUGCUACCGCCGUCGACUGAACCGGUGUCGACUCUCGGAGGUUGUGGGGCUGGCCCAGCGCUGGCGGCAGCAGUGCCACGACGCCGCGACGAAGCUCCAGCGGCUUUUCCGCGCCCGGGCAGCGCGCGCACUCACGCGGAGUCUUCAGCGCGAGCUCGAGGCGCGCCGAGCGUGGAAGGCGCAUUGCGUCAACAUGGCGAUCAAACUCCAGUCCCAUUGGCGGCGGCAUGCAUCCUGGCGUCACUUGCAGCGCGCGCGCUUGGAGUUCGCGCGGCAACAAGCCAUCUUGGCAGCAGCUGCGACGCGCAUCGAGGCGCUCGUGCGCGGCUGGUUUGGCCGCCGCGCCGCCCAUGCGCGACGCGACCAAGUCGCGUCCUGGCACGCGGCAGCGGCGACGAUCCAGCGGGCAUGGCACGCCUAUCUACACCCGACGCAUGGCACGGUCGAGUACUCCAAGCUCGUCUCGGACAUCAAGUGGCAGCUGCACCUGGAAGCGGCCGAGGCCGAAGCCCGAAAAGACGCCCUUCUCGAGCGGGAACGGCAGGCGGCGAUGCGGGACUCGGCGUCCGAGGCCGACAGUGAAGACGAUUGGUACGAGCAAGAGGCUUCGUUUUGGUUUUCGCCGUCUCGGAACGAACGCGAGUGGACGCGCCCGAACCGCUUCGCCCGCGAGAAGAGCCUCGUCGGCGUCUCCAUCCGCGUCUUUUGGCCGCUCGAGGACGCGUGGUUCGAAGGGGUCAUCACAAAAUUCUGUGCGUCGCGCGUCAAGCACCGCAUCGCAUACCUCGAUGGCGACCACGAGUGGCUCGAGCUCGAUGCGAUGGACGAGACGCAGCUCCAAGUGCACAACGGCUCGUGGAUGAUGUAUGAAAAUUACUACCCAAGCGCAUUGGCGCUCAAGGCAGCGCUCUACGUGCACGUGCGGUUUCAGAUCUACUCGGUCGAGUACUUUUGCUGGCGCGCCGGCUGGAUCGAGUCGUUUGACGCUACACGGGACGUGUUUCGGGUCGUCUACGACGACGAUGCGAUGACCAUGGUCGAUGCUGACCUCUUUGCGUGCGAAGACGAAGUUCGAGUCCAGGACAAGCGGUCGCUGCAGUGGUUCCACUUGGGUACCUUCUUUUUUGGGCUCGGCGAUCCGACGCUGCGGGUCGCCGACUACCUCGCGUACGUCCCACCGGUCUACGAUGCGACGUACGAGGACGACGGUGCAAUCGAAUGGAACGCCGCCGAGUACGGAGGCGACACGACAGAGUAUGCUACCGAGUGGCAGGACGAGGUAGCAGCUUAUGACGAAAGCUUCGUCGCUGCAGCGGAUGCGUUUGCGACCGGCGACGCGACGGCUUUCGCAAGUCUGGACGAGCCGAAUGGCAUGGAGGCAGCAAACGACGGUGAUGACGAAGGCGAUGAAGACGAGGAAGAUGACGCAGACGAUGCGGAUGAAGAUGCUGACGACGACGAUGAUGCUUCCGACGACGAAGACGACACAUGACACGAGCAGUAUAUCGAUUAGAAAUCCAUACAGCGACCCUUCUUCUCCCA